UGUCUCUUUCCCUCACCCCCCUCCCCACCAUGCCUGCUUCCUCUCUCUUCUUUCUCUCACACAGCAGAAUCUUUCCUUUCCCGAUCCAGCCACUUUCUCUCCGCUCUCCACAUUUUCCUUCCCAGCCCUCCACUUCUCCGGAUCAAUGGAUGGUACAGCUCUAACUCUUGCCUCUCACAUACAGCUGGUGGACAGCACCAGUAACAAGUGAGAGCUUUGCAUCCUUUUUAAAAAUUUUAAAAUCUUUCCCUCCAAGGAACAUCUGUCAAGCUAGCAAGGGAGAGAAUAAUCAUACCGUAGCUGUUGCCCAUUGGAUUGUCAGCGUACAAAUUUUUAUUUUAUAUUGUACUGCAGGAACGGAAGAGAUGGAAGGAGCCUUAUUCUUUUGAUGCACCCUGCUUUGCCUUUUUGCUGGAUCUCUUUCCCCCUCCCUCCAUGGAUGCUAUUCAAACAGAAGGACCUCCUGUCGCCUUACCGCUUCUUUUUCUUUGAGUUAGUUCUCUGACAUUUUCUGACUUGGAGACUGAAUGCAACUUUUAAAGAAAAUAAUAGCAGAAAAAACGGAAGCCCCGAAACCGCCUCACCUUGUUCUUGGGGAAGAACUAAAGGAACACUCCCUCCAGCCCCAGCAAAAGGGAGGAGAUCAAAGUGGCUGUGUGUAACGUGUGGGAUUGUUGCGUGUGAUCCGGACCCAAAUAUCCGUAGGUGUGUUUUGAAAUAUGGAGAAUAGCCUUGGAUGUGUCUGGGCACCAAAACUGGCUUUUCUGCUGUUUGGGAUCUCUGUCCUCACCAUGGAUCUUGAAGUCCUGGGCUCCCAGGUUAAGGGAUUUACAACAUUACGGUUCCUGAUUGAGCCUUCGGAUGCUGUUACCAUGAGAGGAAGUAACGUCUUACUCAACUGUACAGCAGAGUCAGAUCAAGGAUCUCCAGUCAUCAAAUGGAAGAAGGACGGCGCUUUUUUAAACUUGGCAGUGGAUGAGAGAAGACAGCAGUUUUCCAAUGGAUCUCUUUUGAUACAAAAUAUAGUCCAUUCCAGACACCAUAAACCUGAUGAGGGCCUUUAUCAGUGUGAAGCAUCAUUAGAAGGAACUGGAGCCAUCAUCAGCAGGACAGCCAAAGUUUCAGUAGCAGGUCCAUUGAGGUUUCUGUCUCAGACAGACUCUGUCACAGCAUUUACGGGAGACACCAUUUUGUUAAAAUGUGAAGUUGUUGGAGAACCUAUGCCUACAAUCCACUGGCAAAGGAAUCAAGAAGACCUGAUUUUGACUCCUGGUGAUACACGUGUGGCAAUCCUGCCUUCUGGAUCUUUACAAAUCAGCAAAAUUCAAGCAGGGGACAGUGGGAUUUAUAGAUGCCUGGCAAAAAAUCCUGCAAGUUCAAGAAUUGGAAAUGAAGCAGAAGUCAGAGUUUUGUCAGAUCCUGGGUUGCACAGGCAACAAUUUUUCCUGCAGAGACCGUCAAACGUGGUUGUCGUAGAAGGGAAAGACGCAGUGUUGGAAUGUUGUGUUUCUGGCUAUCCACCCCCAGUCUUUACAUGGCUGAGAGGAGAUGAAACAAUUCCAUUCAGGUCUAGAAAAUAUUCAUUACUGGCUGGUAGUAACUUGCUGAUAUCAAAUGCAACAGACGAUGAUUCUGGGACAUACACUUGUGUGGUCACAUACAAAGAUGAGAACAGCAGUGCUUCGGCAGAAUUAUCUGUAUUGGUUCCACCAUGGUUUAUCAAUCAUCCUUCAAAUCUCUAUGCCUACGAGAGUAUGGACAUUGAGUUCGAAUGUGCUGUCUCUGGUAAACCAGUCCCUACAGUGCAGUGGAUCAAGAAUGGAGAAGUCGUCAUUCCUAGUGAUUAUUUUCAAAUAGUGGGUGGCAGCAACCUGCGAAUUCUGGGGUUGGUAAAGUCAGAUGAAGGCUUUUACCAGUGCAUAGCUGAAAAUGAUGCCGGAAACGCACAGACCAGCGCACAGCUAAUCAUCCCUGAGCCUGAUGUGCCUACGACAAUUCUCCCCACCAGCCCCCAAACCCUUGUACCAUCAGCCUCUCUGACGUAUUCCUCUCCUUCCCCUUCUUUAGCUAUCCCAAGUUCAAGUAUCCUCCCCUCUGCUCCCCGAGAUGUGGUCCCUGUUUUGGUCUCCAGUCGGUUUGUCCGUCUCAGUUGGCGUCCCCCUGCGGAGGCGAAGGGAACCAUCCAGGCAUAUGCUGUGUACUUCUCUAGGGAAAGUGUCAACAGGGAGCGGGCUCUGAACACAUCGCAGUCCGGCGUGCUCCAGCUCACAGUAGGGAACCUGAAACCUGAAGAGACCUACACUUUCCGAGUGGUGGCAUACAAUGAAUGGGGACCAGGAGAAAGCUCGCACCCCAUAAAAGUGGCAACACAACCUGAAUUGCAAGUUCCAGGACCAGUAGAAAACCUACGGGCUGUAGCUGUUUCACCUACCUCAAUUCUUAUUACAUGGGAACCCCCUGCCUAUGCAAAUGGUCCAGUCCAAGGAUAUAGACUAUACUGUACAGAAGUAACCACUGGAAAAGAACAGAAUAUAGAAGUGAAUGAUCUAUCAUACAAGUUGGAAGGGCUAAAGAAAUUCACAGAAUAUACACUACGAUUUCUGGCCUAUAAUCGUUAUGGACCUGGAGUGUCAUCUGAUGACCUGACUGUCAGGACCCUUUCAGAUGUUCCAAGUGCUAUGCCUCAGAAUGUCUCCUUGGAAGUGGUGAACUCAAAGAGCAUCAAAGUGAGUUGGCUACCUCCACCCACAGGUAUGCAAAAUGGAUUUAUCACCGGCUAUAAAAUCCGACACAGAAAGACAGCCCGAAGGGGUGAGAUAGAAACACUGGAGCCAAACAACCUCUGGUAUCUGUUCACAGGUCUUGACAAAGGAAGCCAAUACAGUUUCCAAGUAGCAGCUAUGACAGUCAAUGGAACAGGACCCUCCUCAGAUUGGUAUACUGCAGAAACUCCAGAGAAUGAUCUUGAUGAAUCUCAGGUUCCUGACCAGCCAAGCUCUCUUCAUGUCAGGCCUUUGUCAACCAGCAUCGUAAUGAGCUGGACACCGCCUCUGAAUCCAAAUAUCGUUGUACGUGGAUACAUCAUUGGCUAUGGCGUGGGCAGCCCAUAUGCUGAGACGGUGCGAGUAGACAGCAAACAGCGAUACUAUUCCAUUGAACACUUGGAACCCAGUUCCCACUAUGUCAUCUCUUUGAAAGCUUUCAACAAUGCUGGGGAGGGUGUCCCUCUUUACGAAAGUGCCACCACCAGAUCUCUGACAGAUCCCAUUGACCCAUUAGAAGUUGAUUUUUAUCCUUUGCUUGAUGAUUUCCCUACCUCAGUCCCAGAUAUCUCCACCCCCAUGCUCCCACCAGUAGGUGUCCAGGCCGUAGCAUUAACCCAUGAUGCGGUGAGGGUCAGCUGGGCAGACAACUCUGUCCCCAAGAAUCAGAAGACAACUGAGGUUCGAUUUUACACCGUCCGAUGGAGGACCAGCUAUUCAACAAGUGCUAAAUACAAGUCAGCAGACACAACAGCACUGAGUCAUACAGUAUCAGCUCUUAAGCCCAAUACCAUGUACGAGUUCUCUGUGAUGGUUACAAAAGGUCGAAGGUCAAGUACAUGGAGUAUGACAGCUCAUGCUACUACAUAUGAAGCAGCCCCAACCUCUGCUCCCAAGGAUCUGACAGUCAUUACUCGUGAAGGCAAACCUCGGGCUGUAAUUGUGAGCUGGCAGCCUCCGUUAGAAGCCAAUGGGAAAAUUACAGCAUACAUCCUUUUUUACACCUUGGACAAGAACUCCCCCAUUGACACUUGGGUUAUGGAAUCCAUCAGCGGUGACCGGCUUACACAUCAAAUCAUGGACCUCAAUUUGGACACUGUCUACUACUUUCGAAUACAAGCUCGUAACGCCAAAGGAGUUGGACCACUCUCUGAUCCUAUUCUUUUCCGGACUCUAAAAGUGGAACAUCCUGACAAAAUGGCUAAUGAUCAAGGUCGCCAUGGAGAUGGGGUCUAUUGGCCAGUUGACACAAACUUGAUCGACAGAAGCAGCCUUAAUGAACCUCCCAUUGGGCAAAUGCAUCCUCCGCAUGGAAGUGUAACACCCCAGAAGAACAGCAAUCUUCUUGUUAUCAUCGUUGUCACUGUUGGAGUUGUGACUGUGGUUGUAGUGGUAAUUGUGGCUGUGAUUUGUACUAGGCGAUCAUCAGCACAACAGAGGAAAAAGCGUGCAACUCACAGUGCUGGCAAGAGGAAGGGAAGUCAGAAAGACCUGAGACCUCCAGAUCUUUGGAUACACCAUGAAGAGAUGGAAAUGAAGAAUAUUGAAAAGCCAUCAGGUUCUGAACCACCAGGAAGAGACUCACCCAUGCAAAGCUGUCAGGACAUCACUCCAGGCAGCCACAGCCAAUCUGAAACUCAGAUGGGCAGCAAGAGUGCCUCACAGUCUGCUCCUGACACAGAAGAAGUAGGAAGCAGCAUGUCCACAUUGGAACGUUCCCUGGCAGCUCGCAGGGCAACACGUGCCAAACUCAUGAUUCCUAUGGACUCACAACCCAGCAAUCCUUCUGUAGUCAGCGCCAUCCCAGUCCCAACAUUAGAAAGUGCUCAGUACCCAGGGAUUCUGCCUUCACCGACAUGUGGAUACCCACAUCCUCAGUUCACGCUCCGACCUGUGCCAUUCCCAACACUCUCAGUUGAUCGGACUUUUGGGACAGGAAGAACAGUGAGUGAAGCACCAGCCCCACAACAAACGACCAUGUUACCACAAUCACAGCCUGAACAUCCCAGCAAUGAGGAUGCCCCAAGCAGGACAAUUCCAACAGCAUGUGUCCGGCCUACGCAUCCUCUCCGCAGCUUCGCCAACCCCUUGCUACCUCCACCAAUGAGUGCAAUAGAACCGAAAAUCCCUUAUACACCACUUUUAUCUCAAACAGCACCCAGCCUCACGAAGGCUCAGGUUAAGACAGCAUCGCUUGGACUAGCUGGAAAAGCAAGAUCUCCUCUUCUUCCCGUCUCAGUGCCAACAGCCCCAGAAGCAUCAGAAGAGGGUCACAAACAAACAGAAGAUCCUGCAAAUGUAUAUGAACAGGAUGAUUUAAGUGAACAGAUGGCUAGUUUGGAGGGGCUAAUGAAGCAACUUAAUGCCAUCACAGGCUCAGCCUUCUGAUAGUUUUGGAUGAUGAAUGGAAGAAUGGAGUUACCCAGGAACAUUGCAGCAUACCAGCUUUUCAAACAUACCACCACCCAAAGUCCUCAUCUGCCGUGAAGCUAACCGAUGCACCGCCAAACCCUGUUCUAAGGAUGGAUCUCACAGUGUUCAUACAGAUCAAGCAACAGCACUGAGGAGCACUGAGGAGCAAGAAACAAGAUGUUGGGACACUAGCACACACCUCUUAGUAGUGGUGGUUUUGAUCUUCUGGCCUUAGUAGCGCACCAGUGGUAGAGUGGAGGGAAGUCAUAGUUUAGACCUGCUUCACAUAUUAUCCUGUUGUUAGCAUCUUAUGGCUUUUAAGUGACCAAUGCUUGCAUUUCCCCACAUGACACAUACAAUAUUUUCUAAAAUGAAAUUCAAAUUAAAUUGUGGGAUUAUGUUUCCUUGUAGAAAUUCCUAAGAACUGAACGUAUUCCCCAUGGAAUGUCUAUCUUUGGUUAGAUUGUCAUUAAGUGAUAUUGUCUCAUUUUAAAAUAACAACAACAACACUGGAGACUAAAUGAAAACCCAUAGGAUUCUUCCACUUAUUGUGAAGUCCAUUACAAAUUAUGCCUGCAUAUCCACCAGACAUGUCAUGGUCCCGCCCUAUGUCUGUCAUCAUGAUGCUAGCCAUCUUUUCCUUCUACCUGUCCUCUCAUUCCCUCAAAUUUACCUUUGUGAAAAAGAUAGAGCCUUCAGCAGAAUGUGCUUACAGAAAUAGUAAAGGCUUCAGGGCUGGGGACUUGUGUGGGACAUCGAUUAAUGGUGGAGAGCCUGAGUCAGUUCUUCUCGCCUUCAUCAUUAAUAGAUACUGCACAUGAAUGUUCAAAUUCUCUAAAAUUUGAUUGAUGCAUCUAUUGCAAGUCCUCUCUAUCAGCCAUUGUCAUCCAUUCAAAAAGGUAAGCUUGGGACAAGUGGAAAGAUCAGGUGGCAUUCUCCUCCCAAUGUAUCCUAAAAAUCAGUUUUACAGUUCUUGUAGGAGAAGCGUUGGGUUUUCUUUAAAAGGUCUCCAAGGAUGCUUUGAAAAAUGUAAGCCAAUCAUGAGCUGACUUGGAGGAAAUUUUCUUCAUUAAUUUCCCACUGGACAUAAAAAAAAAACAAAGAAACAAGCCUACUGUUUAUUCUUCAGGAACAACACUAGCGGAAUUGCUAAGGAAGUUAAGUGGCUUUCUCUAUGUUUUGUGUAUCUAUAACACCAGUUUUAAUCAUCAAAUUUAAUUGUGCUAUGAUUUAAAUUGAUCACAAGCAAUAGUUUGACAUUUUAAACAAGAUCAUUACCAAAUUCUGUGGAACAAGAAACCAAGUAGGUCAAUUUCCCAGUUCCAAUGGGGUCAUCAUGAAAAUAUGUGAAGCAGGUGUUGGAGGCCAUUCUUUCCUUCCUCAGAGGUUUGUUAUGUAAUGAUGUAGACCAUACAAGAGCAUUACAACAUGCAUCUCAAGGCACUGUGAAAUCAUAUGUAAUGUGUAACUCCACUUCUUUGUUUUCCUUCGUAUUUUCAGUGAUAAACAUCAGCACAUAGCACCAAAGGGUUGGUAUAUUCUCAACAGCACAAAAAAAUGAACGCAAAUAACAGUAAUGCUCUCUCUCUCUAGCUAUCUAUCACAUAACAUAAGUGACUGAGCAAUUUUUGAGAGAAAUGGACCACUGGUGCAAAUCUCCUUGGAGUUACAUAUAUGCUUCAAAAGGGUUAUUAGUAGUGAAUGUGCAAAUUUGGCAGGCUGCUAGUAUCUAUAUGCAUCCGAAAACAUAUGUAAUAUACAGUACGGCCCCCUUACCUACAAGACCAGUACCCAAAAUUUCACCUGCCCACAUCUGACAAAAUAUGUGCUUUCUGGGAAUGUUCUAGUUCCUCCAGGCAAUACUAUGGUAAGCUUCCACCAGAAGUUAAUAGAGUCAUCCUUGAGGACAUUAGCAAAUUCUAGGAAUAUUCAAGAUCCUCAAGGGUGAGUCUAUGGGAACUUCUAGUGAAAGUCAUUCAUUUUAAUAGUAUUAUCCACAGUUUUGUUUCUAUGGUAAAUUCAGGAAUGUAUCUGUGGAUAUGGAGGUCGUACUGUAAAAUUGUCUUAUUCAAGUACAAAGAAGAGAGGCAAGCAAUACAGAUGUGCUACUGGAAAGGAAUCCACCACUAAUUUGCCUCUACUUCAUCCUGAUGCAAGACUGUUGAGUUUCAUAGGUCUGCAAGACAGCUAUUCAGUAGGACAACUUCUCCACUUUAAGGAAAGUAGGUCCUAUUGUAAGACAGAACAGAAAUGGAACUGUGAGAUUACUUGUGCCAACAGAUAAGUCCCUAGAAUAGAUUGUGAGAGUCAUGCUAUGUCCAUUUUGCCUGUACUCUGGGGGAUGUACACAGUACAAAUGUUUACAGACAAGCUACCAGAAAGUUAGAGGACAAGAGGGAAAUACAAGGUCUUUCUUUAACAUUUUCAUACUGCUUUCAUCCAGUGGCUGAAAGCAAAACUAGCCCUAGUUACAUCAGGAUUCUGGUUAGGAACAUAAAUAAUUCUUUUCUUCAAGCUCUCAUUCCACUAUUCUGGAUUUUAUUGCUGUGUUUUUACAUUGACAUUCAGAACUGGCGAUAUGAACAAAAUGUUGCAUGCUCACUUCUCAUUGCUGUACUUUCUGCAUUCAUUCAGAGUUAAUCCCUGUUUUCACAGGCAAACCACCAAAAAGCAACUAAAUUUGCAUAUUUAUCAGUUAUGAGGCUGCAAAAACCCAAUAAGAAGGUUUCAGCUGAAUUAUUACAUUCAGCACUCUCUUUGAUUUCAAGCUUGAGUAGGUCAUAAUUUUAAAAGAGCAUGGAAGGGAGAGAGGAUCUUUACAUCCUAAUAGCUCUUUUUAUUAGGAAGGUAAUUAUAUGUGAAUUCCUGAAUAAAAUAUCUGGAAUAAAAUGGCACAGCUUCAGAAGUAAAAAUUCAGCAAGCUUUAAAAAAUACAGUAUCAUAUUGGGUAGGAGAUUAGAGUUUGAACAGAUGAUCCACUCAAAAUGCUAGUAUAUUUGUGAAAAUACAUCCCCACCCCUCGCCUCACGUUGUUUAUUCAAUUUAGUCUGGAAUUUUAAGGCAACAUUUUUAAUAACUAGGCAGGCUUAUUUAGGAGGUUGAGUUUUUAAUGUUCUGACCAAUUGGGGAUGGCACUCAACUGCAUCCAGUUGUAUGGAUGCUGCAUAGCUCAAUCUCUUCCUUAAAUAAAAGCAAGAAUGGCAAGAUUACUUUCCCAACUUGGCAAGUACAAAAAAACCUCUUGAGUAUUUUGAGUAGUAUCAUAACAAUGGAUUUUGCUGUUACGUUCCCUAGAAACAUUUCUGAACCUGGAUUUAAAAAGAAAAUCUGUUCAUGCAAAAACUGUACAAAUGAAAGCAUUUUCUAUCUCUGUCUUCACUUUCUGCUAUGCUAGUCUGGGAGCAGAUGUUUCUACUCUUUCCAAUGAGUAUACAGGACCUCGUCAUUUCUCCAUACCUUUAGGGAUAUAAUAAGCACUUUCACUUAGUUAUUUUGUGACUUCCAUAGAAACUAUCUUAUGGAGGUAGGUUUUUAUGUGGUUUGUUUUUAAGUCUUCAAAAUCUUUCUUUUCUUUAGUUGUGAGGAAGAUGGUUUGUUUAACUUAAUACAGCUUACUUUUCUGUUGAUUCAGCAGUCAAACUAUUUUCUUAUGACAAAACAGUGCAUUUAAAAUAAAUACCAUGUUCUCAGCUUCUGACAUCAAAGACCAUUGCAUAUUCUGCAUGGGAAAGAAAUGCUAACCAUGGAUUAAUCAUAGAGAAAACACUUAAUUACACUGAUACUGAUAAUGGACAAUGGAUCUAAAACAGGCAUGGCCAAGCUUCUGUCCUCCAGGUGUUUUGGACUUCAAUUCCCACAAUUCCUAACAGCCUGUAAGCUGCCUGGGAUUUCUGGGAGUUGAAGUCCAAAAAACCUGAUCUAAAGUAAUGUCUAUUUCUACAGCCUUCCACAGAAAUGUUUGGUUCGAAUCCACUGCAAUUCAGUCCAUCUUAUAUCAGGAAACUGUCAUUCAGCAGAAAGAACUUGUUUAGCAUUCAAACUGAUAAUGGUCUUUAAUAUUGUAGAAGAUCAAGGUCAUUGCCUAAUGUAUGGGAGAUGCCACCCAAUUUUAUUCCAGCAGAAUCAGAUAUAGACUCUCAAAACCCUCCACACUACCAUUGAACCAUACAUUGUCUAAGAAAAUUCUAUAGAAAGUAUCAGAGGCCAAAGAAGAAGACUCUGUCUCUUCAAUGUUUAGGGAUGUCAGGACCUGGAAGGAUAGACUUUCAUUUUUUCUUGCCAAGGUAGCCUGAUUCUUUACUAUUCAAAAAUAGAAUUUUAUGUUUUCACGUAAAAUUGAAUGCCACCUCUAUGAAGGGUAGAUGUAUUUUAUUGUUAUUGAGAUUAGGCUAUUCCAUUGAAUUUUACAUUAUUUUGGUGCAAAAUACCUAUCUUAACCUGCUUAUAAACACUCAAGCCAUUGGAUCUAAUUUUAUACAUAUGUACCAAAAAUCAAUUCAUUCCUAUUAAUCAACUGUCCAGAAGAAAGAGAAUGGGCUUCAAUUCAUUCUCAAUACUUGUAAUUUCAACACUUGUUGAAAUUGAAGGUAGUCUCUCUCACAUAUAUUCUUCCUCAAUGAAUUUUUAUGAUUUCCUCCUAUUUUUCAGGUGCUUCUAUUUAACAUCAUUGGUUUCUGUGCUUUACUCUUAGAGGAAAGCUUCUAAAAUUAAACCAUAUUAUUUGAGGUGUCUGUGCAACUGAGUUUCCAUAAAGGGUGUAAAAGGAAUAGGUGUUUCUCCAUUGUAAGAACUUUUCAAGUUUUUGCAUAUAUUGAUUACUGACUUCUUGUUAUGGAUUUCACAUUUCUCUCCAUUCUUGACAUUUUUACUGCUCUUGAUGAAUACUUUAGAAUAUAUAAAGAAUUCAAUUAAUUGAGCUUAUUCUAGAUAGGCUUCACAAUUGUGCCUUGCCCCCUUCCUCAGACAGAGCAUCAUCAAUCAUAGAUUUUGCAACCCAUUUUAUCUGUCCUUGAUAAAAUACUACACUGAUAUUCAUCAUAAUCAUGAUUCCUACCAUCUUCUUGACUAUGUCCAUCUUCAAAAGAGGACAAGGUCAAGUGCUGAAGAUUCUGUUCCCAGAUAUGAUAUUGUUCAUCUAGUCUUAUGUGAGCCCUUUAAUUUCACAUUUCUGACAUACUCCAAGUAUAUCUUCAAAAUUUACAAGAGAACAGACUGUAUGCUCUCACAAAGCUUAACCUGCCCUAAGAAUGUCUUCUACAUCUUCUCCCCCCUGGCAGACCAUCCAGUAUUAUCACAGUAAGAUAUUUCCCCAAAAUGAACAGUUGGACAAAUCUGUACAUUUUGCUGUUUCCCUCAUUGAGGCUUUAAAAAAAUCCCAAAUUCUAUUUAUAAAGGAAGCUAACUUGGAAGAAGUUAUUCUAAGAAGUUAACUGAAUCAACUUUUUAGCCGAAUUCAGAACAUCUGCUCCAAGCCUGUGAAAGACUUCCUUGUUUCUGCCUGUUAUGUAUCUAAUAAAGAUGAGGCAUUCCCCAGGAGGAAAAUAAGAGUUGGCAACCCUAAAUCAGUACUUCAACCAUAAAAUCAUAGAACUGGGAGAGACCAAAAAGGCCACCCAAUCCAACUGCAUUCUACAAGGCAGGAACACACCAUCAAAGCACUCCAAACUGAAGGGCAUCCGGUCUUUCUUUAAAAAUCUCCAGAGAAGGAGACUUCACCACACUCCCAAGCAGCAUAUUCUGCUAUAGAACUGCUCUUGCUAUCAGGAAGUUUUUUUCCAAAUAUUUAUAUGGGAUAUUUUUCCCUUUAGUCUAAUCCAUUGCUGCAUACAACAUCUUCAAGCCUCUACAUUCCAGGGCAUAUGCUCUUCAAGCCUAUGGUAAUGAUUUGCAACCCCUUUACUUUAAUAUAGAUUUUUGAGUAGCAGAUAUAUUUGUGAACAAAGCCAGUUUGCAUUCAGAGCUUUGUUUAUAUUUACCAUUUCUGCUGAUAUGCAGAGGUAAAGUGGCAUUUUGAUCUGACAUUACCUUUCUGUGUAAGCUGCCAUUCCACGUACCACUUCUCUUGGAAAUGUAAAAAAGUUCUGUGGGGUGCUUGAUGUAUCCUCUAUAUCCAAGGGCUUUGACUUUCCGUCUUCUUCAUCUGCAGACUCCCCAAGGGAUAUAGUUUGUGUCUUAUGUUUCCUUUUUCAAGGAUAAAUGUAUUCCUUCCCAAAUAACCCACUGACUUAUUUGCUUUCCCUAGUUGAUCCCAACACUCCUAAUAGUCUUAAGGACAUUCUGCCACAUGCAAGAUAAGAUCAGCUUUUCUCCACUUCUACAUAAGCCUUGUCUUCAAUUUUAACCAGGUUUUCUGCUGCUUACUCAAAUAUAUAUUCAGUAAGUCAUCUUGUAGGAUCUGUCUUGGAAUUUCAUAUGCGUUAGAUUAUAGCUUGUCACACAGUGGAGCUACACAAAAGAAAAAAAAAGUGGGGUAAACCUGAAACUAGUUUUUUUCAGCGUGGUUAUUUGUGCAGUCAUACAACCCAUUUCUUGCCCUGGUGCUGUUACUGCUUAACUAUAUUAGCUUCUAUCAUAGAUGAGAAGAAGGAAGUAAACAGUUGAGUCCAUCCUCUAUUGUCCAGGACAUGUGCUCAUAUGGCCAGAGCCAGAUCACACCAACGUGUGUGCCAGGAAAGUUCCAGAGAUGAUCUGCAUGGGUGAUUGAUCCACUUAAACAAAUCACAAUUGCUUUUCAAAAACAACCCUUAUCAGCUAUAAAUGAACAAUUUGCCUGUGUCUGAUAAUAGAGAAUGAAUGGAAAGCCUGUGGGUAUUCAUUCAGUGUAUGAUCCCCAUGAUAAUGUUAUAUGAUGUUAAAAGAUACCUUGUUCCUACUGAAAAUAUUCUCAUCCUUACUGUAAAGUAAAAAGGAGUGUCAUAAUUACUGAAAGUAGCCAUAUAGAAAUAGCACUGAAUCAAUGAGGGAAACUGAAAACCAUGUUCUGUGUUGUCUUGGAAAUAUUCUUUUGAGGCUAUGUAAUGGUGAGGGUCUACUUUAUUGAAUAUAAUAAAUGCUUUGCAUUUUAAUAUAUGAAUAGGAAAGCAAAUAUACCCCACCAGACAAGAACCUGGUGUCUGACAGAAAAAUCACAAGUUUGCACUGUUUUGAAGAGCCAUGUGACUUACCAAUUAUAGUUUUCAUGGCCCCUCUUCAUGCAUACUUGCAUAUUUUUUUGGAAAUUUAAAAAGCAUACAUUUCCAACAGGUCCUACUCCUGUCUUUAAUUGUGGUUUUAAGAUGUUGUUAAGGAAAAUUGGUCUUUGAUAGCCACUCCCUCCUAGCUGAUUCUGUGACAGACUAGUUCAAACAGAAUGCCAUAAUCUGAGACUAUGUAAUUUUUGGUUAGCUAUCUUAGCAUUGUUCUCAUGUUUCCCCAAUCAUCUCUCCUCUCAUUUCCUCGUCUUUCCCCUUCCUCCUCCUUUUUUAUUUUUCUUCUUGCCCUCUCUUUGAGACCAGUAAUAACAGCAUGGUAUAUAUAUACAUAUAUACCAUAAAGCCAUUGAGGCCAAUGGUAUCUCACUGUUAUGCUGUACAUGUCUUUUGAUGAAGAAUGAGGAAGUGAUGCUGGUAGAUAGAAGGAACAAUGCUGUUUUUAUUAUUGUAAAAUAGAUCUGGCAAUGCCUACCUUUGUGAAUUGCCAUCAUGUUUGGGUGAGGGAGGGUAGGGCAGGGAGGGAAGGGGGUACUUUUUAUAAGUAAUAUUUAAUUUAUUAUUUAGAGUGCUUUCCUUGGGAUAAUUUAUGAUUAGGGGGAAGGGAUAUCUGGUUGAGACCUAGAGCAGGAUGUUAAAGCUGUGGUGUAGCUCAUGUUAUGUAUGUAUGUAUGUUGAUUUUUGGAUCAACAAUUUCCUCUUCUCAUACCAAUCUCAGUCACGUUGAAGCAAUGCUAUCCACACAGAUUUUACCUGAAACUGAAAAUAACAAAUACACAUAAUCCCACCAAAUAUUUCAUUAAUUGGUAUGGAAUAUAUUUGCAGGUGCUUCUGUCAAACUUUUAAAAGUUUUGAUAUCUGUUCAUUCCAGUGUAAUAACUUACAUGUUUCAUUAAUAUGUUGACAUCAGUGUGAUUUUGAAAAUAAAUUGUCCCACAGUAAAAUAAAAUUUUUCCACAAGGAAAUACCAAAAGUAGGGACCAUUGAAUAUUGGUUUUUGAUUGUUCUCAGCCUCCUAGCCACAAGCACAUAUUAAAUCUUAUGUAUGCAUCUGUACGUGAUUUUUUAAAAAGUCCACUCAAACUGGAGACAUAUUGUCUGGAACACCUUAUAAUUAUGAAGGUUAAUUGUGAGCUUUUGAUGUCUUGGUUUGGGCCAUAAUAACCUAGAGAAUUUUUUUACAGUAUUUAUAUUCUGCCCUUCUCAUCCCGUAGGGGACUCAGGGUGGAUUACAAUGUAAUAUACAUGGCAAACAUUCAAUGCCAUAGACACACAACGUACAUAGACAGACACACAGAGGCUGUUUAACUUUCCAGCUUUCAUGAGGGUAAUCUGGCCACCAGGGGAGCUGUCGUUUCACCAUCCAUUUGAGACACUGAAGGAGUACUUCCUUAUUGCUUGCUUGCUUGCUUGCUUGCUUGCUGGAGAUUUUAUGGUGUCGUAAAUUCGUUAAAUUAGCCUCCCCGCAUAAGUGGUACCUAAAUUUCCUAUUUGACAGAUGCAACUGUCUUUCAGGCUGCAAAGGUUGACAGCAAGCUACACACAAUGGUUGGAAGCUAACUCUGACACACACAGGCUUCAAACACAUGACCUUUUGGUCAGCAGUGAUCUUAAUGCAGCUGUCUUCCAGCCAACUCCAAAUGGAGUCCCCUUAGUUAAAUGUUGGGUUCAUGAAAAAACUGGCGAAAGGAAAAGGCUUCUGAAUGCCACCCAUUUACACCAUUCUGUUCACAAUAAUGUGUAGUGUUUACAGUAAACGCUGCAGAAGAUGCUUCAGCUGCAUUUCAUAAAAAGGGAAAUCACCCUGUUUAGCAAGCCUUGCAAAUGCUGAUUUGUUAUCAGGAAAUGUUUGGUUUUUAUACAUAUUUUUAUACUUAUAUAACUGGAGUCUCAUAAAAUUUUCUCAGGUAGAAAGAGGUAAUGAGUGGGAAAAGUUCAAGAAGCUCUGCUCUAAAUCACUGAGCAGGAUUCACUGGGAUGUUGUACUAAGUCAAACAGGAUUUUCAUGGACUUCUGUGCAAUCCCCAUUUAAUUUAUUCUAGCUUUUUCAGGAUAACCUUUCAGUGGACAGAAUCUCACAAUCCCCUCAAUCAAUAAAAGCAGUAGAAAUAAUUGGUAUAUAAUAUAUUAAACAUUAUCCCUUCUCAGUUUUUGAUGAAAUUGUGUAUAGAUACAUCAUGGAAGCAUUUUGAUGGACUGUGUCCUUGUGUGACUUCUAAGAGAUCCCCCAUGGAGUAACACUCAAGUUAUUCUAUGAUUAUGAAGAGAGGAUCCAUACGUGUCAAUAUCUCUAUAUUGGGAGGCAUUUAUUCAAGAGGAGUUACAUCACAGCUUUAACUAGCCUUAGGAGAAAAAAAUCUUGUUCUGACAAAAAGCCUAAAGUUAGGCAUUUUGAGCCUACAAAGGUUUUCUUUGAAUUGUUGGACUCUAGCAUUGUUAACCAAACUAGAUUAGUGACUGCAAUAUUUAAGUGUAAAUUUCAUUCUGCCAGAAAGGGAACUUGAUUAGGGUUUGAAAAUAAAUGACUGUUUCUACACAACCUUGUAUACUACGACUACAUGAAGAAAAUGGGGAGGGUUUUGUAAUGUACUGUAGAACAGUCUCAUAUUCAUUUUUUAUAGAAAUGGUAUUCCAAUGGUGCAUUUUCUUUUGUUUAAUAAAUAAAGUUUUGAUACAAAAA
Anolis sagrei ordinatus is the source of this 15041-nucleotide messenger RNA. RefSeq names its product DCC netrin 1 receptor (gene DCC). Gene Ontology annotation, biological process: neuron migration; axon guidance; cell-cell adhesion. Lineage: Eukaryota; Metazoa; Chordata; Lepidosauria; Squamata; Anolidae. Gene Ontology annotation, cellular component: cell surface; axonal growth cone; plasma membrane. Gene Ontology annotation, molecular function: protein binding. The record is from RefSeq and is a predicted model, not a curated record.